UCUCUUCAUUUUCUCGCCAAAUAAACAACGAAACUCUCAUUUUCUCAUCUCUCUCUCGCUCUCGCUCGCUCGCUCGCUCGCUCUGUGCACGGACAGAAGCGAGAGGGCAGAGGAGGAGGCGAGGGAGGAGGAGGAGAAGCCCGGACGACGUCGCAUUAAGCCGUGCACCGAGCCGUGACGCCUCUGGGAGCUCACCAUGUCGACGGAGUACCAAGCUUCGGCUCCUCCAUUCGCGAGAAAGCUCGUGAGCGGGCGGAGCUUCAGCGGGACGAGCAUCUACGACGGGGUCUUCGCCGGCCCGGGAAAAUACGGAGUCUCCGGCGUCUCUUCCCGGGCGGAGAACUACGCUGAGAUCUUCGGAGGCUCCAGGGACGCGCGCCGCUCUUCGAUCCCCGUGCUCGACUUCCCCGGCCUCCACGAGAGGAAGGUCUCGGUGGAUGUUCGGAGCUCGAAGCUCGAUUACUCCAAAAUAUUCGGCGGUUUCGGCGAUUUCGGUGAUACGGCGUCUUACGAGGAACUGGUGAAUAAGCGCACCGAGAGCAGGAGUUUCGCGAGGACACAAGAUAGCAUGAGGUCCUCUUCAAAAUUGUCUUCCAGUAGCUUGAAUGAGACUCAGGUGUCGUGUCAUGAAGCAUCAUACCAUUCACGUGAUAGGGAGAAGAAGUUCAAUGUCUCCUACAGCAAAGUAAAUUUGGAAACCAAUGGCGAAACAAAUAAGAGAGUGCACAUUGCCCAGCUUGGAGAUGUACCAGGAUAUGCCCAUGUAAUUGAAGAAACUGCUCCCUUGGAACAGUCAAAAGGCAAUAAGCCACAGUCUGUGGUUGUGAAUGGUUAUGCUAGUGGAGAUGCUGGUGAUGGAAUGGUGAAUGCCAACAAUUGCGAGAAAGCCAUGUCAGGAGUCUCGGCUACCGGUUCUGACAAACCUUCUACAAAAGAAGGGAUCUCCAUUCAGAAAUCUGAUCGAAAUAGAUCGUUUACAACUGAUCUGUUUUUUGGCACAUAUGAAUAUGGGCUUAGAAAAGAACCUUUUGGAUCUCAAACUCCGAUUGACGUCCCAUCUAACUCAAAAAUAUUUGGGGUUUCUCCAAGCAAUGCUUUUGAAGAUGUUGCUGGUGUUUAUUCGCCACCUGACUUUGAUGACAAUGUGGAUGCAAAUUCAGUUGCUGCUGCCUCUGCAGCUGCAGUGAAGAAAGCAAUUGAGAAGGCUCAAGCAAAAAUUAAAGUUGCAAGGGAACUAAUGGAAAGACGGAAGGAAGGUCUUCAAGGCCACGUAAACUUUAAGGAAAAGAUCGGGGCCGAAGACAAGAGGGCACGGAAAAUGGCUAAGAAAGCUAACAGAUGCAGUGAGAAGGAACCUCAGAAAAUAGGUGAAACUGAUAAUCGUGCACAGUUGGCUGCAAGGGCUAGAGGGGCCAAUAAUGAAAACCUGGGCUUUGUAAAUGUAGAAUCUGGUGACAAGGAGAACGUUUCCAGUUCAAAAACAUUCUCUGGAAGCAUACUUCAGCAGGCAAACAAAGAAAUUCAUGCAGAUUUGAGGCUAGGAAAGGUAGGGGAAGAAGCAGAAAAUUCUUAUGAAGCUGCUCAAACAAAGCAAAAUGGAUCAGUGCCAAUAGAGCAGCAGAAGGAAGGGAUAGGAGUGAAUGAUAUGAUGCCAUCUUGUGAUGAGUGUUCAAGUGAAACCCUUGCGAAGAUAGAUUUUGAGCGUUCAACUGUUGAAGAGGCUCUUGAUGAGGAGAAAAUUGAUGAGAAACUGCUUGGCGUAACAGGGGCACAAGAAGGUGACAAGCAAGAAGUCAAGGUCCAAUCUGCUCAAGGAUUGACUCAUCCAGAAGAGAGUGAAAUUAAGGUAGAAGUAGCACUGGAGCAAGAAGGCAAUCUGUGGAAGUUCAUGAAAUUUUUUAAUCCUUGGCAAAGUCAGGGUAAACCAAAGGAAUUGAACAAAUCUGAGUUUGAUCAAAGGCUUGAAGCUCAGGAUUUGGACAAAAAUAAUUUACGGAGUCUUGGGGAGGAGUGUGAUUGGGAAGGGAAUAAGAUGAAACAAAUAGAAGCUCACAAGAGAGAACUGACUAGUGCACAUAAUCAUGAAUUUGAUGGUGAGAUGAGCAAUUUCACAUGGAAAGAGAUGAGUAGCCAAGAAGUAGAUGAGGCACUGCGUGAUUCAUGUGAGAGGUUGGUAGUUUUGAGAGAGCGAGAGGAGACUUGCAACCCUAAAGAAAAUGAUGAUGAGCAUGACAACUUUGGCAUGGAGCCAGAUAGUGAAGAAAGGCUGGAGACACUCCAUCAGCAGGAAAGGUUGAAGGAGAGACCUAAUGAUUUAGUCGAAUCCAAGAAAGACAAAGGACUCGAAGAAGAAAAAGAAGCGGGAGAUAUUCAUGAGAUUGCACGAGCAAACGUGAAUGAAGAGAUACACGAGGAUACUAAACAGAUGAAUGCUAAUGCUGGACAGCAAGAAGCUUUUAAUAGCACAGAGACUAAUAGAAUCGAGGAAAUCACUGGAAUGGGAGUUGAAGAUGAAGUAGAAGAAAGUCAUGAAAUUCAGAAUAGCGAUGAUAAUGCAAUUUGUACAUGUGAGAGGGAGGCAUGUGAGGAGUUUACUGGGACUCCAGAAGGUGAUGAACCCAAUGAGUCCGAUGAAAAUAUUGAUGUACUAAUGGAUGAAAUGGAAAAUGAAAGGGAUGAAAAGAUGGUGGAAAUGAACUCUUCUGUUCGAGGGGAAGAAAAUGACUGCAGCUUAGGAGCCUCUGCAAAUGAUUAUGACUUGGAGAAGAGAUGUAAAGUUGAAACAAGUGAUAUAACCUGCUUCAUGUUGAAAGCCGAUGAAAUCAAUGAGGAGGUAGGUGAAGGUGAAGCCACUGCUGCCCUUGAAUUUACGGAGAAUUAUGUGAACUUGAGCGAUGCAGGAAUGAGUAGUGGAGGGAAACAAAAUGGACAAGCCAUACCAGAAUUCAAUGCGAUUCCAAAUUUGGAAGUGCCUGUGCAAGGAUUGGCUCCUGAAUUCAACAACUACAGUAAUGAUCUGCAUGAGGCUGAAAAAUCCAUGAACUGGAAAGAAGAGUCUGAAUUCUCUAAAUCCGAAGAAGUGAAUAGUGAUGCGGGAUCUUCUGAUAAAGGUGGAAGUUUUGAUGGUGAAAUGACUAUGCAACCUGAGCAGAUUAAUGGUACCAUCGAACGGAAAGAGAGAACUCAGGAAGCACAUCAAAGUAUUGAAACUUGUCAAAAUACAGAAAAAAUAGAGGAGAAUCAUUACACAACCCUGACAAUGGAAGAGGGGAUAUCUGAAGAUUGUCAACAAAAGGAAAUAGGGCUGGACAAAGAAUUCCUUAAGAAAAUAGAUGAAGCAAAAGAGAGGGAAAGGGCACGCGAAAAGGAAAGAUUAGCAGUUGAAAGAGCAAUCCGUGAAGCGCGUGAAAGGGCUUAUGCUGAAGCGCGGGAAAGGGCAGAAAGGGCUGCUGUGGGAAAAGCAACCAUUGAAGCCCGACAGCGAGUAAUAGAGCAAGCUCGGGAGAAGAUAGGGAAGGCUUCUAAAGAGACAAAUACUAAAUUAACUGAGAAGAAUUCUAUAGAGGCCAGACUUAAAGCUGAACGUGCUGCAGUAGAAAGAGCAACUGCAGAAGCACGGGAGCGUGCCCUUGAAAAGGCAUUGGCUGAAAAGUUGUCUGGUGCUGGCAAAGAUCACAAACUUGGACAGACAUCAUCACAUGAUCCACGACAUAGAGGCUCAUGCCCUUCCGGUGAUUCAAGACAUCCCAAGUCUUCAGAUACUAAUGCUACGGGCUCAGGUGAGAAAUCUGAUGGGACAAACAGCGAAUCAGCUCAGAGGCGUAAAGCUAGAUUGGAGAGGCAUCAAAGAACAGCAGAACGUGCGGCAAAGGCUCUUGCAGAGAAGAACAAGCAUGAUCUUCUUGCUCAGAGAGAGCAUGCAGAGAGAAAUAGGUUAGCGGAAUCUCUUGAUGCUGAUAUUAAAAGGUGGUCAAGUGGGAAGCAAGGAAACUUGCGUGCUCUGCUGUCAACGCUACAAUAUGUACAGAUAUUAGGGCCUGAUAGCAGUUGGCAGCCUGUUUCCUUGACAGAAAUUGUAACUGCGGCUGCUGUAAAGAAAGCAUACCGGAAAGCCACCCUUUGUGUCCAUCCAGACAAACUGCAGCAACGUGGUGCUAGCUUGCAGCAGAAGUACGUCUGCGAAAAAGUUUUUGAUCUCUUAAAGGAAGCGUGGAACAAGUUCAGCAGUGCCGAAGAAAGAUGAGAUUUAUUUGAAAAAUGCUCUUCCCAGUAUUUUUUCCUCUCUUGUGAACAAACUAACCUGUAAUUUAUGCUCUGAAAUAAUUAUGAGUAGAAAAUUUCUGAGCAAUUCUUUU
Molecule: messenger RNA, 4355 nt
Organism: Rhodamnia argentea
Lineage: Eukaryota; Viridiplantae; Streptophyta; Magnoliopsida; Myrtales; Myrtaceae
Product: auxilin-like protein 1
Exons: 8
Coding region: 197-4243 (1348 amino acids)
Biological process (GO): clathrin coat disassembly; clathrin-dependent endocytosis
Cellular component (GO): cytoplasm; intracellular membrane-bounded organelle; vesicle
Molecular function (GO): clathrin binding
Source: RefSeq, a predicted model, not a curated record